UUUAGGCCGGCUUCGACUCUGCCAUUGGUUGAGGGCAGUUCUUGUUUUUACUGUCUGGAAUGUUGGACAGUAGCCCAUUUCAAAGGAGAUGGGCUUGAUAGACGUGGCUGGAUAACAGACACAAACAGGACUUGGAUGCUAAGCAGGUAUCACCCUGUUGUAGCGGCUGAAAGUUCGGGUCAGUUGACCAUGCUGUUACAGAGGCUGUCUCUUCGUGCCGGGCUCCCUCCGAGCCCCAGGACUCAACGCACCACCAUCUUCCCUCGUCUAGCCAAAGCACUGACACAAGUGGGUCUGGCGCGUGCCAAAAGUAACUCCUUCACCCACCGCGGGGAGCUCCGCAAGGCCAAGAGGAUUGUGGUCAAGCUGGGCAGCGCCGUAGUCACCCGGGGUGAUGAGUGCGGCCUGGCGCUGGGCAGGCUGGCCUCGGUAGUAGAGCAGGUGGCCAUGCUACAGAACCAGGGGAGAGAGAUGAUGAUCGUCACCAGUGGAGCGGUGGCCUUCGGGAAGCAGAGACUGAGGCACGAGAUCCUGCUGUCCCAGAGUGUCAGACAGGCCCUGCACUCUGGACAGAACCAGAUCAAAGACAUGUCAGUACCAGUUUUCGAGGCGCGGGCCUGUGCGGCAGCCGGACAGAGUGGUCUGAUGGCCCUGUAUGAGGCCAUGUUCACCCAGUACAGCACAUGCACUGCACAGGUCCUGGUCACCAACCUGGACUUCCAUGACGACCAGAAGCGGUGGAACCUGAACAGCACGCUGCAGGAGCUGCUUCGCAUGAACAUCGUACCCAUUAUCAACACCAACGAUGCCGUGGUGCCCCCGCCCGAGCCCAACAGCGACCUCCAGGGGGUAAACGUGGGUAAGGGCACGGGGGGAACGGAGGGGCAAGAACAGGGGCGAGAGGUCAUCAGUAUAAAGGACAAUGACAGCCUGGCGGCACGCCUGGCCGUGGAGAUGAAGGCAGACCUCCUCAUUGCUCUCUCUGACGUAGAAGGUCUGUACGACAGCCCUCCUGGAACAGAUGACGCCAAACUCAUUGACAUCUUCUACCCUGGUGACCAGCUGUCGAUCACCUACGGCACAAAAUCCAGGGUGGGGAUAGGAGGCAUGGAGGCCAAGGUAAAGGCGGCCCUGUGGGCCCUACAGGGGGGCACGUCGGUAGUCAUUGCCAACGGCACCCACCCCAAGGUGACGGGCCACGUCAUCACUGACAUCGUGGAGGGCAAGAAAGUGGGCACCUUCUUCUCCGAGGUCAAACCUGCCGGCCCCACCGUGGAGCAGCAGACUGAGAUGGCCCGGAACUCUGGCAGGACCCUGGCAGCCCUUCAUCCAGAACAGAGAGGUGAGAUCAUCCGUCACCUGGCAAACCUGCUGGUUGAGAAGAAGGAGGAGAUCCUUGCUGCUAACAAGAUGGACAUGGACAUAGCAGUCAAUGCAGGUCAGUUGUCGUCAGCCUUGCUGAACCGUCUGAGCCUGUCCCCGGCCAAGCUGAAUAGCCUGGCUAUAGGCCUGAGACAGAUAGCCCUGGCCUCUCGGGACAGCGUGGGCAGAGUGCUGCGUAGGACCAGAGUAGCCCACAAUUUAGAGCUAGAGCAGAUCACUGUGCCCAUAGGAGUACUGCUGGUCAUCUUCGAGGCCCGCCCCGACUGCUUGCCACAGGUAUCAGCUUUAGCCAUAGCCAGCGGGAAUGCUCUGCUGGCGAAGGGGGGCAAGGAAGCAGCCAACACCAACCGCAUCUUACUUGAGCUGACCCAGGAAGCACUGGAUAUCCACUGGGUCAAAGAGGCUGUACAGCUGGUGAGUACCCGUGAGGAGGUGGAGGACCUGUGUAGACUAGAUGAGAUGAUAGACCUGAUCAUCCCGCGAGGCUCAUCCCAGCUGGUCAAGAACAUUCAGAGCGCAGCCAAGGGCAUCCCAGUUCUGGGCCACAGUGAAGGCAUCUGCCACGUCUACAUCGACUCGGAGGCCGCCAUCGACAAGGCCAUCAAGAUCGUCAGAGACUCUAAAUGUGACUAUCCUGCGGCCUGCAAUGCUAUGGAAACACUGUUGGUUCACAGGGACAUACUCAGGACUCCUCUGUUUGACCAGAUCAUAGACAUGCUCCGCACCGAACAGGUGAAGAUUCACGCUGGCCCCAGGUUUGCCUCCAACCUGACCUUCAGCCCAUCAGAGGUCAAGUCUCUGAGGACAGAGUACGGGGAUCUGGAGUGCUGCAUCGAGGUGGUGGACAGUAUGCAGGAAGCGAUAGACCAUAUCCACAGAUAUGGCAGCUCCCACACCGACGUCAUUGUGACUGAAAACGAGGACACAGCGGAGCGGUUCCUGCAGCAGCUGGACAGUGCUUGUGUGUUCUGGAACGUCAGUUCGCGAUUCGCAGACGGAUACCGCUUCGGACUGGGUGCUGAGGUGGGCAUCAGCACAGCUCGUAUCCAUGCCCGGGGCCCCGUGGGCCUGGAGGGUCUCCUCACCACUAAGUGGGUCCUGAGAGGAGACGGCCACACUGCUGCAGACUUCUCUGAACAGGGCACCAUGGAGUACCUCCACGAGAAUUUGCCAGUCACACAGCCACAGCCCAGACAGAUAGCUGCCCAGAGUGAGGAAUGACAGAGGAUCUCCAACUAGAGACACACCUAAACACACUUAACCACUUCAUGAGAGAAAAGCUUUCCCCUGGUACCAAAGAAACAAUCCCAUUGUCAUAUUCAUUCGAUCUGGAUCAGAGUUUCAUUAAUUCUACACCAGCUCUCAAAAGUUUUAUUGCAGUGAUUAGCUCACUCAGUAUUCAGUGAAUCAACUCAUGAUUGGUUACAUUGACCCUGUUAGACUGUAGAAGGUCUCACACCAUUGGUCUAGACAUGAAUUGGUCUAGAUCUUAUGCGCAGUAGUGAUGAGUUUGGUAAAUAUGCUCUCCAGGACCCACACUUAAAGGGAAUUUUUGCUUAAGCUAGUUUACAUCUGUGUUAUUAUCUCUAUCAAGAGGCUCCCCUCUUGGUUUUAGUUCCUAUUGAUUGGUCUGUUGUGCUGUGCUCUAUCAGAUGAGACCCUUACCCUCAAAGUAUUGGUUCGGUGAUAUGAAUGCACAACCAAACAGUGUUGAUGCUAGGUUUAAAGCUCAACCUAAGUUAGGAAAGUUACUGGUGUGUCAUUUAAAUUGGGCUUGAAUUGUAGGUCCUCAAGGCCACAAAUUGUAUGAAUUGCUAUUAACAUUAAUACUGCAUCGUUUUGCAGUUCUACCAACACAAUCCUUAUUUAUAUGCAGUUAAAUGACCAGUGAUGAACCAUUGGAUAAACAAUAUUUAAUAACCUUAAAUGUGUUUUGUCAUAGAUAUGGAUGAAUAAAACAUUUAUUGACCCAAUCUUAUUCAUAAGCAUUCAAGUUAGAUUUAAUUCUAUAAGAAAGCACGUCCUUUUUUUUUUUUCCUCUUUUCCUCAAAACUUUUUAUGUCCUUUUGAAUGCAAAUGCUUUAUUCUCCUGCUUUUGCUUUUUUUUUCCCACACGGUCUAUUUACGUCGACUUUACAGUGCCCAGAGCCUCUGUCAGAUACAAGAGCUGCUUUCCGUCUCCUUCAGGGGACUACUGCCUUAAGAUACAGCGCUGCUGUUACAUUCCAGCUUAUGAGCUUUAUAUCUGAUGUCAAGUGACGCACACUACAGAUCAGUUUUGGUUUUUUUUUGUUGUAAUUUGUAGACCAUAUUGUAGAAUAAAAGUUUUUGGUGAAUAACAA
Molecule: messenger RNA, 3725 nt
Organism: Oncorhynchus mykiss (rainbow trout)
Lineage: Eukaryota; Metazoa; Chordata; Actinopteri; Salmoniformes; Salmonidae
Product: delta-1-pyrroline-5-carboxylate synthase
Cellular component (GO): cytoplasm; mitochondrion
Molecular function (GO): ATP binding; glutamate 5-kinase activity; glutamate-5-semialdehyde dehydrogenase (NADP+) activity
Source: RefSeq, a predicted model, not a curated record